AUGGCUUCCGAACAACCGAGCCAGGAGCGCCGCCAUGUCGCUGCAAACGAAGCCCGCCGUCUAGUCAAGGACAUCCUCACCGGCAACGGCGUCCCAGCAGAGAAUGCCACCAUAGUAGCCAACGGUCUCAUUGCGGCUGACCUUCGCGGCGUCGACACGCACGGCAUGAACCGUAUCCCGUCUUACAUGGAGCGCGUCAGACAGGGUGUCCUCGAUCACACCGCGAGUCCGGCCCUCACGCACGUCACGCCCGUCGUGGCCCAGGUAGAUGGCCAUGAUGGAUUUGGCUUCCUGGCGGCGCACAUGGGUAUGGCUGCGUGCAUCGAGUCCGCCAAGACGUACGGCAUCGGCAUGGCCAGCAUCAAGCACUCGAAUCAUUUCGGCAUGAGUGCGUGGAUCGUGCAGCAAGCCCUGGAUGCCGACAUGAUGAGCCUGGUGUUUACCAACUCCAGCCCUGCGCUGGCGCCCUGGGGCGGCCAGAGCAAGCUGAUUGGUGUCUCACCCAUAGCCUGCGGUGCGCCCGGGAAAGACGCAUCGUCGCAUUUUAUUUUAGACAUGGCGCCGUCCGUCGCGGCACGCGGCAAAAUCUACAAAGCCAAGCGACGCGGCGAAAAGAUUCCCAUGGACUGGGCGCUGGACGCGGAAGGACGGCCGACGGAUGACCCCGAGGCCGCGCUCGGAGGAGUCAUGCUGCCGAUGGGUGGUCCAAAAGGGUCUGGUCUGGCCGUCAUGAUGGACGUCUUCUCGGGCGUCUUGUCCGGCUCGGCGUUUGCGGGACAUGUAACGGGACCGUAUGACCCGUCCAAGCCGGCCGACGUGGGCCACUUUCUGCUCGCGAUUAAGCCUGAUCUCUUUAUGAGUCUGGACGACUUUCGCGGUCGCAUCCAGUAUCUUUACGACAGGAUUACGGGAGCGGAAAAGGCCGCCGGCGUUGAACGCAUCUACUUUCCUGGCGAGCUUGAGCAACUGGCGCAGAAGGAGCGUGAAGAGGCGGGUAUUCCGCUCGUGCAGGCUGAGAUUGAUGCUUUGAAUGCAGAGGCAGAAAAGGUAUCAGCGUCACCGAUGGUUUCUAUGUCUUGA
This is a messenger RNA of Akanthomyces muscarius, 1080 nucleotides long. RefSeq lists its product as uncharacterized. Gene Ontology annotation, molecular function: oxidoreductase activity. The transcript has a single exon. Lineage: Eukaryota; Fungi; Ascomycota; Sordariomycetes; Hypocreales; Cordycipitaceae. The record is from RefSeq and is a predicted model, not a curated record. Bases 1 to 1080 code for a protein of 359 amino acids.